UGUCGAUCCGCAAGGCCGUCAGUGAUCUCGAUGCUAAGGAAGUGCAUGUUCAUGUCCACAAACGUGAGCACCGGUACGGGUUCGAUACCUCUGACAACAAGGCCGAACCCUUGAAGCUGAUCAACAACAGUAUUCCCACGAGCUCCGAGGGAACGUCUCAGGGUCUGAAGAUCCGAUCAUUCGUACUCGCG
This is a messenger RNA of Perkinsus marinus ATCC 50983, 191 nucleotides long. RefSeq lists its product as hypothetical. The transcript has a single exon. The record is from RefSeq and is a predicted model, not a curated record. NCBI's taxonomy places the organism in Eukaryota, Perkinsozoa, Perkinsida, Perkinsidae. The annotation marks the transcript as partial.